Raphanus sativus (radish) is the source of this 1151-nucleotide messenger RNA. Its product is annotated as folate-binding protein 1-like. Bases 136 to 972 code for a protein of 278 amino acids. The record is from RefSeq and is a predicted model, not a curated record. Lineage: Eukaryota; Viridiplantae; Streptophyta; Magnoliopsida; Brassicales; Brassicaceae. The transcript has 4 exons.
AGAAGAGAGGGAACACUCUGUUCGUAAAAAAAGAAAGCAGUUCGAGUGAUUCUUGGACUCUCCUCGUCUUCCUCUUUCGCUUGGAGAUAACAAUAACAAAGUUCAUCGUAGCAGCAGAGAUCAGUCGAGAGAGAUAUGGGAGGAUACGUAACGAAGAGGAUCAUGCUUCUGCGUCUUCUUACUCAAACCAUGUUGCUUCAUCUCUUCAUCACGUCUUCCUCUGGUGAAGCGGUUAACUCGAGUGAGAACAGACUAUGUGUUUCCAAAGGAGGACGAUCUCAUCAGCCAUACGAGCUAGAAGGAAAGCUUCCCGAGUCUGCUGAUGUUGAGUUUAAAGAUCUAAACAUGUGUACUAUGUUCCACGAGAAGACUUGUUGCUCUGCUUCACGGAUGCUCUCUGCUUCGUUAGCUGUCAAAGACCUAGCUACUCACGGAGAAGCUUCUAAAGACUGCUUGUUUUGGUUUGAGCUUUUGGAAUGUUCAAUCUGUCACCCUGAUGUUGGAGUUCAGCCACGUCCUCUUCGCAUCUGUGCCUCGUUCUGUGAUACUGUCUUUGAAGCUUGCUCAGACGCUUACUUUAGUACUCGUGAUGCUAGUGAUCAGGUUAUGGUACCGUGCGGGGUAAGCAACGGUACCAUAUGCCAGAGAGCUUCUAAGUUGGAGACUAAUGGCAAGGGUUUCUGCGAAGCAGUUGGUUUCUCUGUUGUCCAAGGAGCUGAUGAUCAAGCAGAAGAACCUUGCUAUGGAAGUAACUCAGUUGUAGUGACAGUGGUGCCUGUUGUAAAGUCACUCAUGAAGACUGUGUGGUUUCAAGAUCUUAAGUACAGGAUGGUGAUACUGAAUCUACUGAUGUGUCGGCUUACAUCACUUAUAUUUCUAGCAUCAACGCUCUUGAACAGGUGGGAAAUGGAGAGGGAUGCGAGAAGAUUGAGAAGAUUGAGAAGAAGGAACAGGAACAGAAGAAGAUUCUAACUCUAUUUUUGAGUUCCUUAUCAUAGACAGACUCUGUUACAUUCAUAAUGAACCAAUAUUUUCACUGCUAUUAGGGAGUUUUUUGGAGACGCAAUAAGUGUAAAAUCAGAUAGUUUUUUACUCAAUGUAGUAAGAGCCAAACCAUGAAAGGCAAUUCAAAUAUAGAAAGUUUUUAAAAA